AUGAGAAUACUUUUGUCGCUAGCUGCAAACCAAGAUUGGCCUCUUCCACCAGGCAUGCCAGAUUCAAAUGGAAUGAAGUCUAAUCACACCUUAUUUUUGAAGAGAAGAAAAGAAAAAAUUACAACUUUGAUUAUAUAUGUAGAUGANAUGAUUGUUACAGGAAAUGACCAAGAUGAGAUCUCUAGUUUACAACAAUACCUUGCAUCUGAAUUUGAGAUGAAACAACUUGGAAAUCUCAAAUAUUUUCUGGGUAUUGAAGUNAAAUAUUUUCUGGGUAUUGAAGUAGCUAGAUCAAAACAUGACAAAGGGAGAUACCAAAGACUGGUAGGAAAAUUAAUUUAUUUGUGUCAUACACGUCCAGAUAUCACCUAUGCAGUGAAUGUUGUUAGUCAAUUUAUGCAUGACCCACGAAAGUUUCAUAUGGAUGCUGUUGAGAGGAUUUUGAGAUAUUUGAAGUCCGCUCCUGAUAAAGGGAUUUUGUUCUCAAAUCAUGGAAACUUGAAGGUAGAAGGGUUCACUGAUGCAGAUUGGGCAGGUUCAAAAGAUGAUAGAAGAUCUACCUCUGGAUACUUUACUUUUGUAGGAGGAAAUCUUGUAACAUGGAGGAGUAAAUAACAGCCUGUAGUAACAAGAUUUAGUGCUGACGCAGAAUUUAGAGGCAUGACACUAGGUGUAUGUGAACUUUUGUGGAUUAAAAAUGUGCUAUCAG
Messenger RNA from Vigna radiata var. radiata (mung bean), 709 nucleotides. RefSeq lists its product as uncharacterized. The record is from RefSeq and is a predicted model, not a curated record. Bases 1 to 615 code for a protein of 204 amino acids. The transcript is spliced from 3 exons. NCBI's taxonomy places the organism in Eukaryota, Viridiplantae, Streptophyta, Magnoliopsida, Fabales, Fabaceae.